This is a messenger RNA of Zymoseptoria tritici IPO323, 2906 nucleotides long. RefSeq lists its product as uncharacterized. Gene Ontology annotation, cellular component: cytoplasmic stress granule. NCBI's taxonomy places the organism in Eukaryota, Fungi, Ascomycota, Dothideomycetes, Mycosphaerellales, Mycosphaerellaceae. Gene Ontology annotation, molecular function: RNA binding. The transcript is spliced from 5 exons. Bases 1 to 2865 code for a protein of 954 amino acids. Gene Ontology annotation, biological process: cytoplasmic stress granule assembly. The record is from RefSeq and is a predicted model, not a curated record.
AUGUCGGCCGCAACGAUGAACGGCGACUCCACCUCCAGAAAGCAACAGCAACCGCAGAAGAGUGUGUGGAACACAUUCAAUCCGAAAACGAAUAACGCCCCCAAUGGCACCGACAAGCCAUUAUCCAAGCCUCCACACCAGGCUCCACAGAUGAAAAGCUCCAGCGAAGCACUCGAUAAGCAGGCACACGACCGCUCCUUAUUUCUCAUGGCACACUUUGUUGGCAACGAUGCGACAAUCACAUUGAAGAACGGCGAGCAAUAUACUGGUGUUUUCAGCGGCGGAUCAUUCGAGGCCAACAAGGCGCUCUAUGUCAUCAAGAUGGCGAAGCAGACACGAACUGCAGGCGGUCAGCAGCAAGCGAAUGGCAAUUCAGACUUGUCUGGUGGAUAUCUAGGCGAGGGCGAGGAACACAUCAUGAGCUUUGAUGUGCAGGAUACUACAGAUUUAUACGUCCAGGAUGUGACGACUUUCACUGCACAACAUCGGCAGAAUGGCGCUGCGGCCUCAUCUUUCAUGACCGAUACCCAGAUCUCCGGCAGAGAUCCGCACAUGCCACGCGCGCGCGAGCUGCAACGAUGGGACGCUGGCCAUGAAUCUUCGAUCGACAUGUCUUUGGGCGAUCCGAACGAUUCCAGCUGGGAUCAAUUCGCCGCCAACGAACGCAUGUACGGAGUGCAAUCGACAUACGAUGAGGACAUUUACACCACAUCAAUCAAUCGUCAAAAUCCGGAGUACAAGCGACGCCAAGCAGAGGCCGAUCGCAUCGCUCGUGAGAUUGAAGGUUCAGCACCUGCCAACGCUCACGUUGCGGAGGAAAGACGUAGAGAUGCGAAUCGUGACGACGGUGGAGAUGAAGAAGACAAGUAUUCAGGAGUCAGAAGAGAGGCCACCACAUUGCCGAAGAGAGCCACUGGCGCAUAUGUGCCACCAUCACAGCGUCCAAUGACUGGGGCGCCCAGCGUUCCAGGUGUUCCAUUCGACCCGGCAAUCAUCUCAAGCCAGAUUAAGGCGUCGCCCGCUCAAACAUCACAAGCCCAGGCGCCAGUCCCGCGGGUAUCAACGGAAAUCAGUCCUGACAGUGGAGUCGCUCCGAAGAAGAAGGAAACGACCACCGAAGAUCGCGUGCGUGACACUGCAGAUGCAUUCAAGCAGUUCGCCAACAACGAGAAGCUGCGUGUACGUGCCGCACAGGAAGCGAAGCGCACGACUGCGCGCCAGGAGAAGAACGUGAAGCUGAACGAUUUGAAGAAGUUUGCUGCAAACUUCAAGCUCAAAAGUCGAGUGCCUGAUGAUCUGGUGCCAAUUUUGGCUAAAGACCGCGAGAAGCAGCUGGAAAUUCAGUCCAAGGCGGAAGAGGCAGCGAAGGAGGAAGAAUCGAGGGACAAGACUAACAGCGCUGUGACCUCACCCAUUCCAUCCAACACAACAUCGCAACCUGGACCUCCGCCCUCGACUGGACCUCGGGUGGAUCUCAAUCAGCAACAACGACAACGCCCGCAAGCAGGUCGUGGCGGACCCGCUCCUGGACAGCAAGGCCAGGGUCCAGCGCAAUUGCCACGUGCGCCGCUCGGUCAGCGUAUCCAGGGCAACUUCAACGCCCGCGCAGGCAUGCCACAGCCGCUGCCAGCAGAUCUUCGUAUACCUGCCGGACCUCCUCCAGCGGCGACGGAGCAGCCUAUGAGCCCAGGCUCUGCCACUCGACUCAACGUCAAUGCCAAAGCUUUCGAGUUCCGCCCCGGUGCGUUCGCCUUCACCCCGACCGGCAGUUCUCCUAGUCCCCAGAGAGCUGUCAGUCGAGGUCGCCAGCCAGCAGAGCAAAAGGCCUCCUUCUUCAGCAAGGGAAAGCCGAAGACCACAAAGCCGUUCCCAUCCACGUUUGAUCCUCUUCACCGCAUGGCCGAGGCCGAUUACAACGACCAGGAAAAGAAGAAGUACACCCAGAAUGGCGGUCUUCCUCAGGCGUACAAUACGAACCCAACCUGGCCGGUCACCAAGCCGAAUGACGGAGCGAUGUACCUUGCUGCGUUCCCAAAGACGCAAGCUCCGAGCCAGGGUCCAUCGCCCAUGCACACUCCAAUCCCGAACAACCAGAUGCCGCAUGCCCACCAACUGCCAGCACACAUGCAUGGAAACAUGCAGCAACCGUCUCAUCGUCAACAGCAAUUCUACCCUCAACAGCAGCAUGGUCCUACAUUCGAUCCGCGCUUGCAACAGCAGUUUGGGCCAAAUGGCUCCGUACAGAACUCGCCGCGCGCGCAACAGAUACCUGUUGCUCCAUUCAGUGGACAAAUGCCUCCAAUGCCACAGGGCUUUCCCGGCCAGCCGAUGCCUCAAGGGUAUGGCGUGAGUCCUUCAAUGGCCUAUCGCCAACCUCACAUGCAAAGCGGCCCGAUGAUGAUGAUGCCAGGACAACCGCAAGGACAGAUGGGCCAAAUGCGUCCCGGUGGAUAUGGUCCAGGUCCUCAAUUCAAUGGACCACUCAUGGGGGGUCACAUGAUGGUGCAGCAGCACUCUGGAGGCUAUGCUAACGGCCCAAUGCCCCAGCAAGGGUUCUCGCCAAUGCCACCUCAUGCACAACCGCACAUGCCUCAUAUGCAGCAACACGGUGGCCAGAACUUUAACAACGGUCCACGCCCACCGAUGAUGUCGCACCAGGGCUCUCACCAAGGCUUCCAGCCUAACAUGCAGAUGCAAGGUCAAUUUCAGCCCUCUCCGAACCAGGCGCACCCCUAUCACCUCCAGCAGCAGCGGGCAAUGUCUGGUGGAUUCCCACAGAUGACGCCGCGCCAGCAGCAUGCCAUACCAAACCAUCCGAGUCCUGGAAUGGGUGGAGUACCUGGACAGGGUGAUGAAGGAAAAUGAGGUUGACUGCCCAAGGUCAGACUCAACAUGAAAAAAAUUCG